AUGGCCCAAUCAUGCCUCCUACGGUCAAAAAGCGUCAUCACCGUUCCGCAGUUCACGGAUGCCUUGCAGCGAACAUGGCUUGAGUCGCGUCGGUUUCGCCCGAGGACGGUCUCGGCCCUGCCUCGUAAAUUGGGCCUAGCUGUAAGCGGAGGCGCGGAUUCCAUGGCCUUGGCGUACCUAUGCAGACAGUGGGAACUCCAAAGGCAGAAACAGCAGCAGCAAGAGCCAGAGCAAGAACACCACAUCUUAUCUAGCAAUGGCAAUGAUAGUGGCUAUGACGAAGCAAGCGUAACAGCCUUCGUUGUCGACCAUAAAGCCCGGCCAGAGAGCACAGAGGAAGCCAACACUGUUGCUGGAUGGCUCCGAAAUUUGGGAAUCACAACGCAAAUCCUCCCACUGGACUGGACAGGCGUCAGUCUUUCAGCGUUUGAAACGCACGCCCGGCGCCUGCGCUUCCAGGCAUUAGGCAAAGCAUGCCGGGACGCGUGCAUAGACGCCCUCCUCAUGGGCCACCACCAGGACGACAAUGUCGAGACGACGAUCUGGAGACUCUCUUCUGGUGCUAGAGGCUCCGGGCUAGCGGGCAUUGCGCCCGUUGCGAGAAUUCCCGAGUGCCAUGGGCUGCAUGGGGUUGCAGGGAGCGGAAAUGUUGCUACAGUUCAUGCUGAGGAAUAUCUUGCGUCUGGACAGGGGCAAAAGAAAGCAGAAGUACAAGUCUCAACUGGAGGCAUCCUAAUCCACCGACCGCUCCUCUCGUUCAAGAAAGCAAGGCUCCUUGCUACAUGCCAUGAGAAUAAUGUUCCCUAUGUCUCGGACCCAACGAACUUCGACCCUACGCUUACGCCGCGGAAUGCUAUUCGUUCUUUGCUAGCUUCGAAGUCUCUGCCCCGCGCUUUACAGAAUGAGUCUGUACUCUCGUUGAUUGGGAAGUGUCGGGGCCUUAUUCGCGACUCGCAUCGCCUCUCUGAUGAGAUUCUUGCUUCUCAAACGAGACUGCUUGAUACGUCGCUUGCGUCGGGGUCAAUUACUGUGCAAUUUAGGCCUUCGCCCGCUUCAUCACCAUCCUCGUCUCCUGAAGAACACGAAAAGGAAAACGAACAUGGGGAAGAACUAUCCCAGCAACGCCUCCAAGAACUCCAAUCCCUCACCCUCCGACGCAUAACGGACCUCGUCUCGCCAUACGAAGAUAACCAUUUCCCGCUGAGCAGCUUCGUAAACUUCACAGCCCGUGUUUUCCAUUCAAACGCUACCAGCUCUGCCAGCUCAGAUCCAGAGCCCGAACUAGAAGAGAAAACUAGGACGCAGCCCAGGAAACCGUUCACCCUAGGCGGCGUCCUAUUCCACCCCCUACCUUCCAAAUCUUCCAACCAUGACCAGCAUCAUAAUGGUGACAGAUGGCUCCUGACACGCCAACCGUACAUGCGUCGCCGCGAGCCCGUCCUCCGCUUCAAUGUUAGCAGGGAUAUUCCCACAGCGCCGUGCCAAUCAAUACGACCGCACGCCGAGGUUAAUUCACAAUGCACUGUUCCGUGGACACUAUGGGACAACCGCUUCUGGAUCCGGGCUUCAAUGACAACGCUGCGUUCUAUGUUCACCUCCAACUCGGAUGCUGUUGGUCAAGAACCGAAAGAAGGAGAAAAAGGGCGUGUUCAGCUGGUCAUCCGCCCGCUCCGGCAAUCAGAUCUCACGCCCCUCAAACGACUCUAUAACAUCACUAAGAGGAAAACGAUGACGAUAACGAAGCACCCGCUAACCCAAAACCGCAAUGAGAGUCAGAGUCAGAAUGAUGAGUUCUACGAAGACGAGGAGGAAAUCGAAAGCCAAGACACUUUCGACGCAGGUUCAUUCUUCGCAGCCCUAGACCGGGACGCACCCGGACAGUCACUGUUUACGAUUCCCGUCCUUGCAGUGGAGGAAGAGGAGGGUUUUGACGUGCCGUUGGCGCUGCCUACGAUGGAUCUAAGGUUUCCUGCAUUAGAGUCUAUGCCGUGGGCGUUGACAUGGGAAUGGAAGUAUAAGAUGAUUGACCUUGAGGCGUUGAAACUCAUGGGGUCGGUGUAA
Aspergillus mulundensis is the source of this 2061-nucleotide messenger RNA. Its product is annotated as tRNA lysidine(34) synthetase. Gene Ontology annotation, molecular function: ligase activity, forming carbon-nitrogen bonds; ATP binding. The transcript is spliced from 3 exons. The coding region runs from base 1 to 2061 and encodes 686 amino acids. The record is from RefSeq and is a predicted model, not a curated record. Lineage: Eukaryota; Fungi; Ascomycota; Eurotiomycetes; Eurotiales; Aspergillaceae. Gene Ontology annotation, biological process: tRNA processing.